AUGGCAUUUGGAUUAUGUAGAUCAAAAAUGAUGAACGGGAUUGUGGCACUCCACUCGCCGCCAAUGCGGAAGGAUGCCGCCGAAAAGAAGGGAACGCUGCUUCGCUCCGCUGGAUGCGUCGGAUCCCGUAUAACAAGGGAUCUUUUUAACAACAAAUUCAAACAUGUGGUCGCAAAAUGCUAUCCAGCUCUUUUGUUGCGUAGCAAUAGAAGCCUGCUCAUGCUGCUUUGGCGGCGCUUUUUCGCCUUCUCUUCGCUCUGGACAGGAGCGCUAGUGGGCACGGGGAGGGAGCAGGCGAAGCGUGUCAUUCGUAAUGAACAGAAAGAUACCACUACUUCGCCUCUUUGUUGGAGCGCCGGCGCGAACACAGUGGUAUCUGACCAGGACCAGAAACUGAUUCGAAUUUGGAUCUUGACAUGUCGGUGGUUUUUAACCGUGGGCAUCAUGCCAGGAAGUUGGUGGGCUCAUCAUGAAUUAGGUCGGGGUGGCUGGUGGUUUCGGGAUCCCGUAGAAAAUGCUUCUUUUAUGCCUUGGGUAUUAGCCACAGCUCGUAUUCAUUCCGUAAUUCUACCCCUUCUUCAUUCUUGGAUCUCGGUUCUUAAUAUUGUGACUCUUCCAUGCUGUGUCUCAGGAACCUUUUCAAUACGGUCCGGAUUGCUAGCUUCCGUUCAUAGUUUUGCUACAGAUGAUACACGAGGAAUCUUUUUAUGGCGGUUCUUCCUUCUAAUGACCGGCAUAUCUAUGAUUCUUUUCUCCCAGAUGAAGCAGCAGGCAUCGGUCCGUAGAACUUAUAAAAAAGAGAUGGUUGUGGCGCGAAGUACUCUUGUGUACCUCAUAUAA
Messenger RNA from Arachis stenosperma, 840 nucleotides. RefSeq names its product probable cytochrome c biosynthesis protein. The record is from RefSeq and is a predicted model, not a curated record. Gene Ontology annotation, molecular function: heme binding; heme transmembrane transporter activity. Bases 1 to 840 code for a protein of 279 amino acids. NCBI's taxonomy places the organism in Eukaryota, Viridiplantae, Streptophyta, Magnoliopsida, Fabales, Fabaceae. Gene Ontology annotation, cellular component: membrane. Gene Ontology annotation, biological process: heme transport; cytochrome complex assembly. The transcript has a single exon.